Molecule: messenger RNA, 2245 nt
Organism: Bolinopsis microptera
Lineage: Eukaryota; Metazoa; Ctenophora; Tentaculata; Lobata; Bolinopsidae
Exons: 10
Coding region: 43-2157 (704 amino acids)
Source: RefSeq, a predicted model, not a curated record
AGACACGUUUGAUUUUACGAUUUUGCUGAGUUUUGAGGAGAUAUGAGGGGGUUUGUGCUGUUCGUUCUUCAGAUCGCUCUGGUGAGUGGAUGCUCCGACACCAGCGCAGAUUGCAGCUACUACAAAGAGGCCGGGUAUUGUGAGAGUUAUGGGGAUACUCUCAAAGAGAUGUGUGCUAAAAGCUGUGGGUUCUGUAGUGGAGGUGGAGGUGGAGACGGGGGUGAACCCGGUACUGCUGUAGAUCCUAGACCAGAACGAGAGCCGGAGAGUAUGGAGCUUUGCCGGGACACUUGCUCCACCAAGGACUGUGAAUGGUACAAGACCCAGAGCCACUGUGAGAAAUACUCUGCUGUCAUGGUCAUGAACUGUGCGCAAACUUGCGGCUGGUGUGGCGCUACCCUUUGUACGCCACCUGAUGUGGAGAACGGUUGGACCGAUUUUGAGAUGAUCAUGAUCCCCGCCGGAGCAACAGUCAACGUUUACUGUUACGAGGGUUUCAAAAACAUGGGAUACGGGCAGUUGACCUGUGGUGCUUUCGGAGAAAUGGAAGGUUCUGCUAGAUGCGAGGAGAUCGGUGGAGAUGAUAGCCGUUACCCAGCACCAGAAGAGACUGCUUGUCAAAGAGCCGCUAAAUCAGCCAUGGAGCCGACCUAUGUUAAUGCUCAAUACGUGAUCCCUCAAGUCUCCACACAUUACGUGCCUCAAUGUGAUGAUUACGAGGGCAACUACAAAGAGAUCCAGUAUGACGGAGGAAAGGGAGAAACCUUCUGCGCUGACAUGUAUCGUGGGAUUGAGAUCCAAGGAACAAGGAUCCAGGGAAAACAUGAAUACAUCAGCUGUGCUCCAGGAUCCGCUAAGGAUUAUUACGAGAGAUUAGCUCUAGAAAGGGGUGCAAGCAACUCAGGAUCGGAUGGUUACAACUAUGAUACCUACGAUAAUAGUGAAUCAAGUUACGAUUACAACUACGACAAUAGCGACACCAGCUACGAUUACAACUACGACAACAGUGAAACCAGCUACGAUUACAACUAUGACAGUAGUGGAUCAACUUCUGCUGGCGGAGAUGCCGACUCGAGCUACGAUUACAACUAUGACAACAGCGAUUCAGGUUACGAUUACAACUACGACAAUAGCGACUCUGGCUAUGACUACAAUUAUGACAACAGCGGAUCAGCUGGUGAGGAUGCUGGAUACGAAACUUCAGGUGACGAUGAUUACUAUGUCGCUGGCGGCGAAGAUUACUAUGUUGCUCCUGACGAUGGAUAUACUGCUAGUGAUGAUGGUUAUUAUGCUGGUGAUGAUGGAUAUUCUGCAGGUGACGAUAGUUACUAUGCUGGUGGUGAUGGAUAUGCUGCUGGCGGUGAUGGAUAUGCUGCAGGUGGCGAUGGAUAUGCUGCUGGUGGUGAUGGAUAUGCUGCUGGUGGUGAUGGAUAUGCUGCUGGCGGUGAUGGAUACUAUGAUGCUGGUGGUGAUGGAUAUGCUGCCGGUGGUGAUGGAUAUGCUGCUGGGGGUGAUGGAUACUAUGUUGCCGGUGGUGAUGGAUAUGCUGCUAGUGGUGAUGGAUAUUCUGCUGGGGAUGAUGGAUAUGCUGCUGGUGGUGAUGGAUAUGCUGCUGGUGGUGAUGGAUACUAUGUUGCCGGUGGUGAUGGAUAUGCUGCUGGUGGUGAUGGAUAUGCUGCUGGCGGUGAUGGAUAUGCUGCUGGUGGUGAUGGAUAUGCUGCUGGUGGUGAUGGAUACUAUGUUGCCGGUGGUGAUGGAUAUGCUGCUGGUGGUGAUGGAUAUGCUGCAGGUGGUGAUGGAUAUGCUACAGGUGGUGAUGGAUAUGCUGCUGGUGAUGAUGGUUACUACGCUGGUGAUGAUGGUUACUACGCUGGUGAUGAUGGUUACUAUGCAGGUGGCAGUGAUGGGUAUGCCUCUGGAGGAGAUGCUUACUAUGAUGAUGGAGAUGGAUUCGAUAAUUCAUACUACUACACUGAAGGAGAUAGCGAAGAGGAAGUAGCUGCUGUAGAGACAGAGGUUGCUAGCGAACCUGAGAAGGUUGUCGAAGAAGUUAUCAUGGAAGAGGAGGUAGAAGAAAACACCAAGGACGCCCGGAGACGAAACAAGAAGAGAAGGAGAAAUAAGCGAGAAGCUGAUGCUGAGCCCGCCGACGAAUAGUUGGAGGGGCCUACUACGGACGUUUGAAACGGAUAUGACAUAUUUUCUUUGUAUAUAGAUUAUAAAAAAGCUUUGACACUGCACAUUU